Messenger RNA from Labrus mixtus (cuckoo wrasse), 2645 nucleotides. RefSeq names its product aarF domain containing kinase 1 (gene adck1). NCBI's taxonomy places the organism in Eukaryota, Metazoa, Chordata, Actinopteri, Labriformes, Labridae. Bases 82 to 1638 code for a protein of 518 amino acids. Gene Ontology annotation, biological process: lipid homeostasis; mitochondrion organization. The transcript is spliced from 11 exons. The record is from RefSeq and is a predicted model, not a curated record. Gene Ontology annotation, cellular component: mitochondrial inner membrane.
GUAACGUUCCUUGCCGAAGAGGUCAAAACAAACCCGGUGAUUGAAAGACAGGCAGCGCGUGUGGAGAGCACAGCACCCCUGAUGGCUGGUCGACUCCUUAAAGUCUCCUCUCUGGCCACAGCAGUGUUCGCCUCCUCUGGGUUUUACUUCUACACCAAACAGCUGGACCUCAAUGACCUCAGUGUGAUCCGCUUCGGAAGAGCUGCGGCUACUACGGCGGUUAUCAGCUACGACUACCUGUCUGCUUUCAAACAUGUGGAGUACAACACGGAGGAGUACUGGGCACUCAAGUCAAAGGUGCAUCGUCGGUCGGCGGAGCGUCUUCGAGACUUGUGCUGUGCAAACCGGGGGACUUUCAUCAAGGUGGGCCAGCACCUGGGAGCUCUGGACUACCUGCUUCCAGAGGAGUACACGUCCACCCUGAAGGUGCUGCACAGCCGAGCUCCUCAGAGCAGCAUGGAGGAGAUCCAGCAGGUCAUCAAGGAAGACCUCGGCAAGGAGCUGUCAGAGUUAUUUGUCUCCUUUGAGGAGCAGCCUCAGGGUGCAGCCUCCUUAGCUCAGGUCCACAAGGCAGUGUUGCAUGAUGGGAGAACCGUGGCCGUCAAGGUCCAACACCCUAAAGUCCAGAGACAGAGCUCCAAGGACAUCAUGGUGAUCGAGGUGUUACUGCGAGCGGUCCAUUGGCUAUUCCCCGACUUCGCCUUCAUGUGGUUGGUGGAGGAGGCCAAGAAGAACAUGCCGCUGGAGCUCGACUUCCUCAACGAGGGGCACAACGCCGAGCGGGUGGCCAAAAUGCUGGGACACUUCCCCUUCCUCAAGGUUCCCAUGAUUCACUGGCAUCUGUCCACAAAGAGGAUCCUGACCAUGGAGUUUGCAGAGGGAGGUCAGGUCAACGACAGGGACUACAUGAAGACACACAACAUCAAUGUCAACGAGAUCUCAGAGAACCUGGGUAAGAUGUACAGUGAAAUGAUCUUCGUGCACGGCUUUGUUCACUGCGACCCUCAUCCGGGCAACGUGUUGGUCCGAAAAUGCCCCCAGAGCCAGAAGACGGAGAUUGUCCUGCUCGAUCACGGCCUCUAUCAGGUCCUGCAGCCUGACUUCAGGUUGGACUACUGCAGACUGUGGCAGGCUCUGAUUAAAGGAGACAUGCCCGGUGUGGAGCGCUACAGCCGCAGACUGGGAGCUGGAGAGCUGUACCCGCUGUUCGCCUGCGUCCUCACCGCCCGAUCCUGGACCGCCGUCAACGCUGGCAUCAGUUCUGUGCCUGUUACACACUCUGAGGACGUUGAGAUCCGGACCAAUGCGGCUCAGUAUUUGCCUCAGAUCAGCGAUCUGUUGAACAGAGUGCCCCGGCAGAUGCUGCUGCUUCUGAAGACCAACGACCUGCUGAGGGGCAUUGAGACCACCUUACAGACCAGGGCCUCAUCCUCCUCCUUCAUCAACAUGUCUCGCUGCUGUAUACGCGCCAUGGCCAGACACAAGAGGAGUAAGGCUCGGUCCAGAAGGAGGCGCCUGCAGAUCACGCUGUCCGAGUCCCUGAACUUGUGGAAACUCGGCGUGUAUGAACUGUUUCUGAGGGUGAAAGGCUCCAUGUUGGUCCACUGGCUCUCCGCUCUGCUGACGUUUCUGCAUUGAGACACAUCUGGACUUCACAUCAGGACAGAAACAACACGCUGCAGCUGCUGAGGGGUCUGGAGGGUUUGUACACGACAACGGUACACAAAUAAAAUACAGUAUGUGCUCUUCAGUACAACCCCCAACCCACACACUCACACUCGUAAACCAUUUGCACCUGUAGAAAUGACACUUCCACAAACCUCUGGAUACACACAGGGACACAAACAGUAUGUAGAGACCCGAUGUAGCUGUGGCUGUUGAUCAUUUUCCGACCUGUUACCUCAAGAUCACAGACUUUCAGAUCUGUAAACCAUUUCCUUUAAGUCACUACCAAAUACAAGCAGACAUACAGGAGAGGAAAGAGGCCACAUGUGGAAGAAACAUUUGAGUUCUGAGUUCAGAGCCAUCAUCAGAUUUCUCACUUGGUUUUCUUCUGGCAUCGAUUUUUAUUCUGCCAAGUUAGUAUGUAAUCAAAGGAAGUGGACAUGCAUCUAAACAUUUAACAUACUCUGUUUCCCUGUGGUGACGAAAUAAGUUUCAGGUAUUUUCUCAAGAUCUUGACUUAUUUAUCUCGUUUCCCCAGACAUGCAGAAUCAGAAAACAAACAUAGAAAUAGGCUUAACUUCCUCAUUAGUGUGGGCAAUGUCCAAUGACAUCCAGACAAUCCUGUUAUCACGGGAAAACAAGCUUUGUUAUCCUGAGAUAAUGAGAUACAUUAACCUGUUAUAAAAGCUAAAGAAGCUGUUUUAUCCUGAGAUGAUGAGGCGGUAAGUCAAGGUCUCCAUUUAGUCCACUAAAUCAAAUGCAUGGAUGUAUGUCCCCUUAGGGCUUCCUUAGAUUUCUUGCACCAGAGUGUGAGUUUUUUUUAGCUUUCCUUUUUCCCUUUUAAAAUAAAUAAAUCAGAAUAUUGACUUUGAUUUUACGGGAAAAUUGUAUUCAUUCUUAUGCACAUAAAGUCCUUAUUUAGGAAUCGUGUUAUUUUGUCAGAGUAAUAAAAUCAGAACUCAAUUUCUUCUCAAGGCCUU